Messenger RNA from Dermatophagoides pteronyssinus (European house dust mite), 618 nucleotides. It is a transcript of the gene Ubc7, whose product is annotated as ubiquitin conjugating enzyme 7. NCBI's taxonomy places the organism in Eukaryota, Metazoa, Arthropoda, Arachnida, Sarcoptiformes, Pyroglyphidae. The record is from RefSeq and is a predicted model, not a curated record.
UUAUUGAUAUUUUAUUUCAUUUUUUUCUUAAUUUUGCAUAUUGUCGAAGUUUGUUUUCGUUUUUGUUUUUUAAAUUCAUUAGUUCAUUGUUGUUUCAAUAAAUCAAAAAUAAUGGCAUUAUCAGCUGUACGUCGUUUAAUGACCGAAUAUAAACAAUUAACAUUAAAUCCACCUGAAGGAAUAUUAGCUGGUCCAGUUAAUGAAGAUAAUUUUUUCGAAUGGGAAGCAUAUGUAACUGGACCUGAAUCAACGUGUUAUGAAGAUGGUGUUUUUUCAGCACGUAUUACAUUUCCAACUGAUUAUCCAUUAUCACCACCUAAAAUGCAAUUCACAUGUGAAAUGUUUCAUCCAAAUGUUUAUCCGGAUGGUCGUGUUUGUAUAUCAAUAUUACAUGCACCUGGUGAAGAUCCAUUAGGUUAUGAAUCAAUAUCGGAACGUUGGUCACCAGUACAAUCAGUAGAAAAAGUUCUGCUAUCAGUUGUAUCAAUGUUAGCCGAACCAAAUGAUGAAUCUGGUGCAAAUGUUGAUGCAGCAAAAAUGUGGCGUGAAGAUAGAAAAUUAUUUUUAGAAAAAGCUGAAGAAAUUGUACGUAAAUCAUUGGGUUUUUAAACAAUCAAA